AGUAUAUAGAGAAGGACUCUGUACUCCACAAUGUGUUCCGUGAAAAAAGGGUUUGUUACUAUUGACACUGAUGAUUUAAGUCCCUCUCCUUUUUGCAUGCUCUGAUCCGCAUCCGUGAAUACUUAACCCAGUGGUAACUGACCCAGUGGUUGCCUUGGAGACGAAUAGUAACUAGCUGCUCUUUCCCUUUCCCCAGGUCACUCCGGGAAGCAAGGCUGCUUUAGCUAAUUUAUGUAUUGGAGAUAUGAUCACAGCCAUCGAUGGGGAAAAUACCAGCAAUAUGACGCACUUGGAAGCUCAGAACAAAAUCAAGGGCUGCGUAGACAACAUGACUCUCACAGUAUCCAGAUCUGAACAUAAAGUCUGGUCUCCUCUAGUGACAGAGGAAGGGAAGCGUCAUCCGUACAAGAUGAAUUUAGCCUCUGAACCGCAAGAGGUCCUGCACAUAGGAAGCGCCCACAACCGGAGUGCCAUGCCCUUCACCGCCUCGCCGGCCUCCAGCUCUGCCCCCAGGGUCAUCACAAACCAGUACAACAACCCCUCCGGCCUCUACUCCUCUGAAAACAUCUCCAACUUCAAUAGUGCCUUGGAGUCAAAGACAGCAGCCAGCGCACCUGAGACGAAUGGCAGAGCCUUAGAGCCUUCUCAGUCUCCAAGUGGACUCGUCAUCAGCAAAGAAUCCGAAGUUUACAAGAUGCUUCAGGAGAAACAGGAGUUAAAUGAGCCCCCGAAACAGUCCACUUCAUUUCUGGUGUUGCAGGAAAUCCUGGAAUCUGAGGAGAAAGGGGAUCUCAACAAGCCCUCGGGAUUCAGAAGUGUUAAGGCUCCGGUCACCAAAGUGGCUGCAUCGAUUGGAAAUGCCCAGAAGUUGCCCAUGUGUGACAAAUGUGGCACCGGCAUUGUCGGCGUGUUCGUGAAGCUGCGGGACCAUCACCGCCACCCCGAGUGUUACGUGUGCACCGACUGUGGCACAAACCUGAAACAGAAGGGCCAUUUCUUUGUGGAAGAUCAGAUCUACUGUGAAAAGCAUGCCCGAGAGCGGGUCACCCCACCCGAAGGCUACGACGUGGUCACUGUGUUCCCCAAGUGAACCGGCAGAUCCUCGCCGAACACUGUUCUUGUUGCCACCCGUCUCUCAACGCCUGGCCCUCUCCCGUCUUGGAAGCUCCUGCUUCCUUCGGUUUGAUUCCUGCUCAGUAAACGUUGCGGCCCCUGCCUUUGCUAACUGACUCCACUGCUGCGUGAUGCCUGCUUUUAUAACAGGAGGAAGAUGGCUCUGCUCAGUGUCCCCCUGCUGACAUCUCUCUGUCUUCUCUUCACCUCAGUUCCUCUCUGCUGCAAACGGACAUCAGCCAAAUUUGAACCAAACUGAAUUUAAUGUGUCUGCCAUUGAUUUUGUUUUUACUCAAUAAAUUUAAAGACUGUAAG
Messenger RNA from Miniopterus natalensis, 1428 nucleotides. Lineage: Eukaryota; Metazoa; Chordata; Mammalia; Chiroptera; Miniopteridae. The record is from RefSeq and is a predicted model, not a curated record.